AUCGUCGAUAAAGAGUCGAGACUCUGCCACGCACAGCUCUUCUCAGUCCCAACGAGAAUGGCAACGGCCUUCUCAUUUGCGCAGACCACUCUCUUCUCCAAAACCUCACCUUCUCUCCGCGCAGCUUGCCUCAGAAGCUUCACUUUCUGCCUGCCUUUCUCUUCUUCCUCUGCAGCUCUUUCCUCCGAUAGGCUUCGCAGCAAGAAAUGGAGGCAGCCGGUGGCUUCGGUGCUCGAGCUGGGCGGCGUCAAGAUUGCUAAAGAUGAUGUGCUGAGGGAUGACCCCACAAACAAUGUUCCGGAUACAAUUUUCGCAAAGCUUGGACUCCAACUCCACAGAAGAGAUCAGCACCCACUUGGGAUUUUGAAGAAUGCAAUAUACGAGUAUUUUGACACCAAUUACUCGAAUCAGUUCGAUAAGUUUGAUAAUCUCAGUCCAAUUGUGUCUGUGAAAGAGAAUUUUGACGAUGUUUUGGUUCCUGCUGAUCAUGUGAGUCGAAGUUAUAAUGAUACAUACUAUAUUGACUCUCAAACCGUUUUGAGGUGUCAUACAAGUGCUCAUCAGGCCGAAAUAUUGAGAAGAGGAUAUACUCACUUCCUUGUAACAGGAGAUGUGUACCGUAGGGAUUCCAUUGACUCAACUCAUUACCCUGUGUUCCAUCAGAUGGAAGGUGUUCGUGUUUUUUCUCCACAAGAUUGGGAGGCAUCUGGGACAGAUGGCACAUCUUAUGCUGCUGGAGAUUUAAAGAAAUGUCUAGAGGGUUUGGCACGCCACUUAUUUGGUUCUGUGGAAAUGCGCUGGGUUGAUACAUAUUUCCCAUUUACCAACCCAUCAUUUGAACUUGAGAUAUUUUUUCAGGAAAAAUGGUUGGAAGUUUUGGGUUGUGGGGUGACAGAACAAGAAAUAUUGAGGAGAAGUGGCAAAACAGACAACGUUGCUUGGGCUUUCGGACUUGGAUUGGAACGGCUGGCAAUGGUUUUAUUUGACAUCCCUGAUAUUCGGCUUUUCUGGUCAACUGAUGAGAGAUUCACUUCUCAGUUUUCAAGUGGCCAGCUGGGAGUCAAAUUCAAGCCAUUUUCCAAGUAUCCUCCUUGUUACAAAGAUGUCAGUUUUUGGAUAAAUGAGUCUUUCACCGAAAACAAUCUAUGUGAAGUUGUUAGAGAAGUAGCUGGAGAUCUUGCAGAGGAGGUACAAUUGAUAGACAAUUUCACAAACAAGAAAGGAAUGACCAGCCACUGCUACAGAAUCACAUAUCGAUCCAUGGAACGCUCGCUCACAGAUGAUGAAAUUAAUAAGUUGCAGGCAAGUCCUAUAACGAGAGAUGAUUGGAAUGUGAGAGAGUUGGUGCAGAGCAAGUUGAACGUCGUUCUAAGAUGAGAGGUCUCGGUGCGGUAGCCUAUUUUGGCAAUCAUGAUUUAUAGGUGUUGAAUUUUUACCUACAUUGUAAAAUUGUUCCCUUUUUUUCAGCUGCCUGUGAAUACAGAUUUUUAAGCCUGCCUUGGCAAGAGAUAAAGAGAUCAACCUUCCAAGAAUUCAAGGGGGAGACGUUGAAAAUAAUUUUUUUUUUACUGGAAAAAGAAAGGUUGUAGUAUCGAAAAUGGUUUUGGCAAGCAAACGUAUUAUUUCAGCUGCGGUAAUUUGUUUCA
This is a messenger RNA of Pyrus x bretschneideri (Chinese white pear), 1646 nucleotides long. RefSeq names its product phenylalanine--tRNA ligase, chloroplastic/mitochondrial. The record is from RefSeq and is a predicted model, not a curated record. Gene Ontology annotation, molecular function: tRNA binding; ATP binding; phenylalanine-tRNA ligase activity. The coding region runs from base 58 to 1377 and encodes 439 amino acids. Gene Ontology annotation, biological process: phenylalanyl-tRNA aminoacylation. The transcript is spliced from 10 exons. NCBI's taxonomy places the organism in Eukaryota, Viridiplantae, Streptophyta, Magnoliopsida, Rosales, Rosaceae. Gene Ontology annotation, cellular component: mitochondrion; cytoplasm.